AUGAUAGUCAAGCGAUUAUUCGCAUUCAUUUCUCCUUUUCCGAAAACUCUCGAAGAAGUCGCUAACUCCCCCCCCCCCAUGAUUGAACAAAACCAUUGGAAAAACCCCUAUUUUUUGCCCAAAAACCCAUCCUCAGUGAGUGAACAAAAAUUUAUUAAUAGAAAAAAAAUUGAUAUAUAAGUGAUAAUUGUAUAAUGAUAUAAUUAAAUAUGGCGUCUUCGUCUGGGCAUGGUCUCCCAGCCAUGCAGCCUCGACUCAUAUUUAAUUAUAUCCGGCAAGGUUUUGCCAGCUCAGAAAGGGACAGCAAUGCUAGGUAAGCAAUUCUGGUUGUGUUCAGAGCCUAGUCCAAGUCUAUUUUCAGGGCUGGUUUUUUCCUCGUGGGGAAGGAAGGCAUGUCAGUUGGAAAGGGGAAGCCAAGCAGAGUCUUAAGGACCAAUCGGGCAACUCCCUAGCGUGAAACUGGGCGUUACGUCCCAGGCUGCAUGUUUUUCCUUUUUGCCGAGAGCCGACCAGAAAAUCCAUUUUUUGGAUUUUCGGAAAGGCAACCCAUGUACAGAAGCAAGUAGCUCACUCAUGAGCCGUCAAAGCCGGUGACAUUUGCCCUAGGCGCAUCUUGGUGAUCGAGAUGGGUUGGCCCAGCAACCUGUUGGCCCGGUGCGGCGAAAGGCAAGUGGCGGGCCUGGGGAUAGUCUACCCCGUAGUGGACGUUAAACGUUAUAAUUAAUUAGAAUUAGAUAAUUAGUAUAAUGAAACCUCGAGCUAAUUUCUGUUUUAUUUUAAAACAUAAAUUUUAUAAAUUAAAUAUAUAUUUGCUUCCCAAUUUUUUGCAAAUUAGGAUUUUUUUUAAAAUUUCGAAAAAAAAAUUCUAUAAAAUUUCUAUAUAAAUUUUUUUUGAAAAAAAAAAUUAACCUCCGUGAGUGAACAAAAUUUUUUUUGUUUACUCACGGAGGGGGGGAGUAAGGUAAACCUCCUCCAAAACCAAGAUCCCAAGGCAGUAGCUUCAAUCUGAAAUGAAUACCAUGCAGUCCGUCCUAACUGUACUUCAAUGGUCCUGGCUAAUCUUUAUUACACACAUUUCUCCAUCAGAGCACUAAAGCAUCCAUUAUUUAUCUUCCCAAUCAGAAGGAGAGGAAAUAUUUUCUUCCUUACAGCCAGAUAUGUAGACAAACUAGGUUUAUUUUAUUACCUCCCUGAUUAUGAAGCCCAACAUGAGAAUGCUACUGCUUCAUUUGGGCUUUCUUUUUAUGACGAACUUACAAUUAGCAAAGAAAUAAUAUUGAUUAGAGGGGACAUCAAUGAUAGACUUAUCAGUAAAACUGAGGCGGAUGUGAUAAUGAGUGCUUAUUUGGCUCAUUAUCUGGAAGAUGAGCUCUAUGAAAAGUAUAUCGUUACUUUUAAUGAUAAAGCAGACCAAUUUGAUCAUGGGAAAUUUUUAGAAAGCUAUUUUGCAAGAUUUGUUCCUAGGUACUAA
Molecule: messenger RNA, 1471 nt
Organism: Blepharisma stoltei
Lineage: Eukaryota; Ciliophora; Heterotrichea; Heterotrichida; Blepharismidae
Source: the annotation of a GenBank genome assembly